GCGGGCGGGUCGCGGGAUUAAUAGCAGGCCUGUGCGAUAUGGCAUCCAACUACAAGAAACCAUCGCUAGGAGUGACAACUCAGAGGAAAAAGACUGUCCCAAAGCCGGAAAUGACUGAGGAGCAGAAGCAAGAGAUUCGAGAGGCUUUUGAUCUGUUCGAUACUGAUGGCACAGGAACGAUCGAUGUUAAAGAACUAAAGGUUGCCAUGCGAGCCCUUGGAUUUGAGCCCAAGAAGGAGGAAAUUAAGAAGAUGAUUUCAGAUAUUGAUAAGGAGGGGACGGGCAAAAUCAGCUUCAGUGAUUUCCUGUCUUCGAUGACCCAGAAGAUGGCCGAAAAAGAUUCAAAAGAAGAGAUCAUGAAAGCUUUUCGGUUGUUUGAUGAUGAUGAAACUGGAAAGAUCUCUUUUAAAAAUCUUAAAAGAGUUGCAAAGGAGCUUGGGGAAAAUCUGACCGAUGAAGAGCUGCAGGAGAUGAUUGAUGAAGCUGACCGAGAUGGAGAUGGGGAAGUGAAUGAACAAGAGUUCCUCAGAAUAAUGAAGAAGACCAGUCUGUACUGA
Staurois parvus is the source of this 557-nucleotide messenger RNA. The record is from the annotation of a GenBank genome assembly. NCBI's taxonomy places the organism in Eukaryota, Metazoa, Chordata, Amphibia, Anura, Ranidae.